Messenger RNA from Linum tenue, 2953 nucleotides. NCBI's taxonomy places the organism in Eukaryota, Viridiplantae, Streptophyta, Magnoliopsida, Malpighiales, Linaceae. The record is from the annotation of a GenBank genome assembly.
AUUUUGUACUCCAACCAAAAGCACCCACAAUCUCAGUUCCUCCCGGCAAAACCUUCAAUCGCACUCCCCACAGAAAUGGAACACUGUGCUCUCUGCAUCCCUUCCCUAUUCUGCUUGAUUCUCGUUGUUUCGAGUUCUUCGCCGCCGCAGUGGAAAUCCUUUCCAAAUCCAAGGCCUAGCGGUGCGAGUAAGGCUCCGAUUCCGAAGAGCUCAACUGCACUCGUAUCGUCCUCAACAUGGCGGCUCCCAGCGGCGCCUCGAUCGAUGUUCUGAACUGUGGGAAUUUUGACUGGUUUCGGUUUGUUAAGAGUGGGAGAGAGUCGUCGAUCGUCGCUGAAAUCGUAGAGGUGGAGGAGAAUUCCACUGAUUACAUGCAAACACUGCGAAGGCCGCCUGUGAUAACGAUCCACAGAUCUCCUGCUUAUGCCAUUUACCAGCUGAUACAUAAUAUUCGGGUAAUGAUGUUGCUUAUAGACCUGUCAGAGUAUUCUGUCAAGACGCGAAAAUGCGAGCCAGAUGCGUUGAAGGAAUGUGUAAGGCAUGAUGAGAUUGGUCAUGUUAUUGAGCAUUCAGAGCCACUAUGUUGUCCUUCUGGUCGCUGUAGGUUCCUUGUUUUUGGAAUUGGUCAGAGGUCAGUUGGAUUUAGUAUUCAAAUUGAAGUGAAGGUGGGAUCCAAGGUCUCGGAAGUGAUCUUGGGCCCUAUAAACAGAACAGCUACAUCGGAGGACAAGUUUCUAAGGGUUAUUCUAUUUGGAGAUUUUGUUGGAUACUCUAGCAUUCCUUCCUUUGAAGACCUUUACCUCGUGCUUCCAUGACAGGAGCCCAGGGAAAAUUGUGGGGUUACAGUUCCCACAUUUGAAGCCCUAACUUAGUUCGCAACUGCUAUAGUUACCGCUAAGAAUACAGGGAAAGUGGAAACAUCAUACAGUUUAGCGCAUUCCUUCUUUGAAGACAUUUACCUCGUGCUUCCAUGACAGGUAUUCAUUCUUGCUUGGCUUCACUUGAAUUGUCCAGGGAAAUAGAAAGCAAGGGCAGCCAGCUAGAUCAGAUGAAUAGUCCAGAGUUAAAGAGAAGAAAGGCUGAUCAAAACCGAAAAUCUAGGAAGCAGCAACCUUUAUAUCUUGUUGAAGGAAAGGUAUAAAGGGUGAAUGAGCAUCCAGAAUCCCAGGGGUAACUGUAGGGGUCACAGUUCCCACAUUUGAAGCCCUAACUCAAUUUAGAACUGUUAGAAUUAUUGCUAAGAAUACCGGGAUUGUGGAAGCAUCAUAAAGUUUAACGCAAACUUGCACCAUCCUGAAUUGAAAUCCUCAAUCAAUACGUUCCCAACUAGACUGGGUCAAUUUAAUCGCAUGUUAUUUUUCUCCUGGUCUAGUAAGUAGCUGGUUUGAGAUAACCUGAUUGCUGCUUUGACAAAUUGCUCCAUCUUGUAGUUUGGCUGCUUGAAAGGCGUUUCCCUUAUUGAGGAGGAAUUCUUCAUCAUGAAACCAAAUGAAGUCGCUACUCAAUGAUUUAAACUAUACCCAACAAUUGAUCAAGCUGCAAGUUAUGCAUGCUCAGCUAUUCUGAAGCACUCUAAUUUCAAUCAAGUGGACCGAGCCGAUUGCCAAUUUUAUAUGACAGCUACUACUAUAGACAAUGGGUCUCAGCCUCUCAGAUUGGUCCCUUCAUACCACCAAAUACAGAACGGAAUCGGUUCCCGGAGUCUAUUAAAAGCAUGCGGAACAAACUGUGGGAUGGUUUGUUAGACUUCAUCAUGGGAAGAACUUGCAGUUCUUGUGCUAAUCUGGCUUCUACAUCAAAAAGGUUUCUUUGAUCCUCUUUAUGAUUGGUCGGAAGAUCAUCUUGGGCAUGAGAAGCACCAGACAAUAAAUGUGCAAUCAUUCCUAUAUCUAAGGCUUUAAGGGACAGCAAUUGGCUUUGCCUGCGCUUGUUGUUGUGGGACGUUACUGUUUCUAGGUAUCUCCAAUGAGUUUACAGCUGCUUCAGUUCGUCAUAUGUAUAUGCUGUAAUCUGAAACCUUUCAUCAAGCUACUGAUCCUUUUCAACUGAGAAGUGUCAUCGGAUUCAAUCUGAGGUUAGCAUGCAGGUGCUCAUAAGUUCUCCAUCGUAAUAACUGAGGUUCUUACCACAAACCUAUUGAUAAAUUAAGAGCAGAUGACAUAGAAUUUGUCUACGAAAGUGCUUGUGCUGAUAUGGCUUUCACAUCAAAAAGGUUCAUCAUGGGCAUGAGCUGCAUCGGACCAGAAAUAUGCAUAGACGCUACAGUCAUGUUGAGAAACACCAUGAUCAUACACAUUUAGAGAUCAGCUUUUAGGAAUGUGGAAUGGCAAGGGACGCGGUACUUUGACGGCUUGACAAAUGGUGAAAUAUAUGAUCACCCAGCUCAAUUUGCCAUCUUGAUCAGAGAAAAUAGUUGGACUUGAUUGAAUCUUACUCGAAGUCUAGAACGGAUGAUGGCAGAAUAACUUUACCGUCACAUUUUGCCUCCUUUGUCUUCUGAAACACCAUUGCACUCAGAGGCAAGAAAUUAACUGAGCAUCAACACACUUCAGGGCAUUUGGCGGUGGCGUGAGAUUUUGUGUUGGUACAGAAUUUACUAAUGUCCAGAUUGCAACUCUUCUACACUACUUGAUCACAAAGUACAGGAUAAUGGCGGUCUGCCUAGAGAACCAGAAUUACAAGAAUUUUUGUCCAUGGCUUCUUAACGGUAUGGUGGUUGAACCAACGGGCAUAGCGGUGGUUGAACCGACUUUAACCUUGACCAGUGAGACUAUUUGUCCAUGAGAGGAGAAGAAGGGUUGGUUGGAACCUUGACUCUUGGAUUGGUGGGCCGCGAGAAUUUCCGGACCUUGUUCAACUGGUUUGGCCAGAGAAAAGUUAUUAAAGCAUACUUGAUAAACAUGCACCAAUUUGAAGACUGGGAGGAUUUUAUGCAACACCAUAUCAUCUUAUU